This is a messenger RNA of Hippopotamus amphibius kiboko, 2473 nucleotides long. RefSeq names its product nudE neurodevelopment protein 1 (gene NDE1). Gene Ontology annotation, cellular component: centrosome; kinesin complex; kinetochore. Gene Ontology annotation, molecular function: microtubule binding. Lineage: Eukaryota; Metazoa; Chordata; Mammalia; Artiodactyla; Hippopotamidae. The record is from RefSeq and is a predicted model, not a curated record. Gene Ontology annotation, biological process: microtubule nucleation; vesicle transport along microtubule; mitotic centrosome separation. The coding region runs from base 120 to 1160 and encodes 346 amino acids. The transcript is spliced from 9 exons.
GGAGGCCCGGGCCGCACCGCCCCCUGCCGCCGUCGCCGCCGCCGCCGCCGCCGCGGGUCCUCGUAGCCGGAGCCGGACAUCAUGCGACAAGAAGAGUGAUCUCUUCCCCGGUUUUCACAAUGGAGGACUCGGGAAAGACUUUCAGCUCCGAGGAGGAAGAAACUAACUAUUGGAAAGACUUGGCCAUGACCUACAAGCAGAGGGCAGAGAACACGCAAGAGGAACUCCGAGAAUUCCAGGAGGGAAGCCGAGAAUAUGAAGCUGAAUUGGAGACGCAGCUGCAGCAAAUUGAAACCAGGAACAGGGACCUGCUGUCAGAAAACAGCCGCCUCCGCCUGGAACUGGAGACCGUCAAGGAGAAGUUUGAAACGCAGCAUUCUGAAGGCUACCGGCAGAUCUCAGCCUUAGAGGACGACCUCGCCCAGACAAAAGCCAUUAAAGAUCAGCUGCAGAAAUACAUCAGAGAGCUGGAGCAAGCCAAUGACGACCUGGAAAGAGCCAAACGGGCCACAAUCAUGUCCCUGGAGGACUUUGAACAGCGCUUGAAUCAAGCCAUUGAAAGAAAUGCCUUCCUGGAGAGCGAACUGGAUGAGAAGGAGAAUCUCCUAGAAUCUGUUCAGCGACUAAAGGAUGAAGCCAGAGAUUUGCGGCAGGAAUUGGCUGUGCAACAAAAACAGGAGAAACCCAGGACCCCCAUGCCCAGCUCGGUGGAAGCUGAAAGGACAGACACAGCGGUGCAGGCCACUGGCUCUGUGCCGUCCACCCCCAUAGCUCAUCGAGGACCCGGCUCUAGCUUAAACACGCCUGGGACGUUCCGACGCGGUCUGGACGACUCCACCGGGGGGACCCCCCUCACGCCGGCGGCCCGGAUAUCAGCCCUCAACAUCGUGGGAGACCUGCUGCGGAAAGUGGGGGCUCUGGAGUCCAAACUUGCUUCCUGCCGGAACUUCGUGUAUGAUCAGUCCCCAAACCGAGCCAGUGGCCCAGCCUCAGUACGGGGGAGCAAGAACAGGGAUGGCGGUGACAGAUGGCCGGGCAGCACCAGCAUGCCUCUGGGCGACAAAGGGUUGGGAAAACGCCUGGAAUUUGGGAAGCCGCCUUCCAAUGCUUGCUCGCCAUCGCUGCCGUCAGCCCAGGGCGUAGUCAAGAUGAUGCUUUAGGAAAUCCACGGAAGAAGGCCCCAGCGUCUGUGCGGGAGUUGUUACCCUCCUUCCCUCUUUAAACUAGGUUUUGGGCUCUUUUAAGUUAGUUUGAGAAAUACAAGCAAGCGGUGGCACUAGCCCGUGACUGAGGCUAUCGCCUGUGGCCCCGGGCGGUCGUCCCCAGGAAGUGCUGUCUCACAACCCCCGGCCUCCUUGUGGGUGUGUUGCCAGUGGACCGGGGCAAACCGGACCCUCUGGAAAGGGCGACGGGGGCGCUGAGGCCACCCCAUCAUUUUCAGCUCACCCGAGUCCUGUCGGGUCUUGAGAGGUGUUUUUCAUGCCCGGGGACACCUGCAAAGCGAGGUCUGAGCCCAUCUCAGGCUCACUCCGGCCCCCACUUAGCUGGAGCGUCUUCAAGAACAAAAUCUCCAGUGCUGUGUGGCACAGCAGGGAUCAGUACACUGAAACCACGGCUCGGGGCGAAGAGCAGGAUAGGCAUGUACCUUUUCUUUAAACUGUGGUGUGCUGAACCUCUGAGACUUUUUAACCUGCCUCUCACUGAGGCUUUUAGAGGCGUGCUUGAGUUUCAGAGUAAAUUUUGUGGGGACCAGGUCAGUGGAAAAUCUGUUUCCUCUUUAGCCCAAUCCUGACUAAGUUGUCCUGAGCCCCCCUAUGCUGGCCUGGGGGUGACCUCUGCUUCAGGACCCUGAGGGUCUCAGGUGUGAUGGCCUUGGGUAAUACAGCCCCUACGAACAGGACUUCAUUCAAAGCCUUGAUGAAAUAAUUGGGGGGACCUUCCGAUAAGAUUAAACCACCAGGACUGUCAUGGGGAGCAUCCUUACUAAAGAAGAAAUGAGCCCAGGAUUUCCACAGAGACAGUGUGGGGCUCAUCCCUGCUGCUUGGGAAUGGCCGUCUCACACUCCGGACGCGAGUGUAAAGAACGUGUGAAUUCAGGCGCAUGUGUGCAGCUUACUGGCCUUCUCUUAAUAAGUUAUGUUUCCAAAAGAACAGCAAGAAUAUCCCCGAGUUGAAAGCAGAACUUUUCAAGUGCUACUGAAAUUCAGCAGAGAACUAAACUCAUGUGUCCACUUCACUACCCUAGCAACAUUCUAACCUGUAUCGGUAAAAGAUGUACCUUUAUUUUUUUAAAAGAACAAUAAAAUCAAGAGAAACUGAUUUUCACCUAGUUUGUGGAGGUCAGUAAAUGCUGCUGCCUUUGUUUGUGCUUCUGUGUUUGUUCAUCUGGUGGUGAAAAACUUUUGUUUUUUUAACCAAGUGACUAAAUAUGAGAAACCUACUUUUUAUUUAUUUUUUUAAACCUACUUUUUAA